Molecule: messenger RNA, 577 nt
Organism: Hevea brasiliensis (rubber tree)
Lineage: Eukaryota; Viridiplantae; Streptophyta; Magnoliopsida; Malpighiales; Euphorbiaceae
Product: costars family protein
Exons: 2
Coding region: 4-372 (122 amino acids)
Biological process (GO): regulation of actin filament-based process
Source: RefSeq, a predicted model, not a curated record
ACCAUGGGACAAGGCUGCAGAAGCCAGAAAAGAAAUCACAGGCGCAUAGAUUUUUUUUUCAGAAGGGAAGAAAGAGAAACCAUGAACGUAGAAGAAGAGGUAGAGAGACUCAAAGAAGAGAUCCAGAGACUUGGCAAGAUCCAACCUGAUGGAUCCUAUAAGGUCACUUUUGGCGUGCUAUUCAAUGACGAUAGAUGUGCGAAUAUAUUUGAAGCACUAGUUGGAACACUAAGAGCAGCAAAGAAGCGUAAAGCAGUGACAUAUGAUGGUGAGCUAUUACUACAGGGUGUGCAUGACAAUGUGGAAAUCAUACUGAAGCCAUCACCUCAGCCAGCAUCGCGUACAUCAGCUGACUCAGUUGUGAAGAAUUAAUGGAAUGCAGAAUUUCCCUAGCAGAACUUGUUUCUGCGGUUAAAUGCAGUUAAUGAUAAGAUAUAAUGAAUGUUGUUUGUGGCAAGAAAGUGUCCUACUUUUGUAUCUUGGUUUGUAUCUUGGUUUACCUCUGUUCAGUUUCCGCAUGAAAAACACUAGAGAUCUUGGUGAAUGGAAUUUAUAUAUGUACUAGCUUUUCUUUUUC